UGGCCGCGCCGCUACGCCGUAGGCCCGUGGCCUCACGGGUGCGGCAACAGCGUACGGCCCCCGGAAAGAUGUCGCUGCUGCGCUCGCUGCGCUCACUGCGCCUCUGUUUGGUCGCGCGGGCCGGGAGCUGCCCAGUGGGGCCCCUUCUGCUUCAGUCGCCCCAGCCGUGGCAUACAUUUCACGCUGGGCCCUGGCUGUCCUCCUCGGCUUCCAGCAAGGAGCUCCUCAUGAAGCUGCGGCGGAGAACGGGCUACUCCUUUGUAAACUGCAAGAAGGCUCUGGAGACUUGUGGCGGGGAUCUCAAACAGGCAGAGAGCUGGCUCCACAAACAGGCCCAGAAGGAGGGCUGGAGUAAAGCUGCCAGGCUCCAUGGCAGGAAGACCAAAGAAGGUCUGAUUGGGCUGCUGCAGGAAGGAAACACGACUGUGUUAGUAGAGGUGAACUGUGAGACAGAUUUUGUUUCCAGAAAUUUAAAAUUUCAACAAUUGGUCCAGCAAGUAGCCCUGGGAACCCUGUUGCAUUGUCAGAGCCUAAAGGAUCAACUGUCUACAUAUAGUAAAGGCUUCUUGAAUUCCUCUGAGCUCUCUGAACUUCCAGCUGGGCGUGAGAGAGAAGGCUGUCUCAGGGAUCAGCUGGCCUUAGCAAUUGGUGUUCUCCUCUCAGCCAGCCUACACAGGGGCUACUGGAACCACUCCUUCAAAGUUCUUUUCAUCCAGCUCACUCCCUGCUCAAGUGUAUGUGCCUGCCAUGACUCUCCCUCCUGGAGACGGCCUGGACUGGCCAUCGACUCACCAGACCCCUCCCAGCUCUGCUGCAGGAACCCUCUGCUCCAGCUUGGCUGCAAAGAGAAAAAAAGUGACAGCUAGAGGGGGAUGAGGGGCUGCAUUUUUUAAGAUGCGAAAGCCUCGAAUGUGAAAGGUUACCAAUAAAAGCAGAGAGGCUGAAGUUACAGGAAAGGAUCAACUGAUGGAACACAAGCCCCGAGGAGCAGAAGACCCCGAGUUCCUGCGCUGGGCGUGGCCUGGCAGCAGCUCACCUGGUGAGUGGUCCCUUCGAUCUCUACAGGCACUAUGAAGUCAGCGUUGUUGAUUGGCUGGAAGGCAGAAGAGUUAAUGAGUCAGCUAGUGGGAAGGGACAAGAGCCCAGCCACACCCCAGUCCCUGCCACAGCCAGUGCUCCACCCCCUGGGCGGGGUGGGGAGGGACAGAUAUCAGAGGCCCUAGGAAGCUCCUGCUGUCCCAACUAAGUGGCUCUCACCCAAGUACAGGCUGCGACACCCCUUCUGGUUUUCCCUACUUACCACCACCUGCAAAUUCUACCUGAGCUCAGACAGUCUCUGGGCUUUCUUGAGUUAACAAACAUCCUGACAAAAUGGAUAGGGGCAUGGCCCAAGGCUGACUUAACCCCUCUUUUGUACCCCUGUACAGAGCCCUGGUGGCUGUGCUGCGACGGGGCUGGGGGGCAGCUGUAGCCUGUUGUCAGCAACUGCGGAGAGCAGGGGCUCCCACUCAACAUCAUUCUCUGGUGGGGCCUCCAGGUAUGUGAUGCGACUGUGGCCAAAUGCCAGAGGCCGGCCCUCCUACUUCUGAUCACUCUUCCAUCAUCAACUUUAGGCCACUUCACUGGCACCUGCAGUCAGGCUUCCAAGACAGCCCAGGACGAGUGUAAGAAGAGCUCCAGAUGUCCAGUUACCUUAAAGGAGCUAUGCACAAGGGUUUCAUCCAAGUCAAUGACCACGCAGAUUCUUCCUUGAUCUUCCUCUGUCACCUCCGGGAGCAGACAGGUCCCUGGAAUCUAAAACCAGAGCCAGGCUACUGAAUCUGCCACCAAGAAAGACUAAUUUUCCCCAAUAGAACUCUGGGAAGAGCUGGGCCCACUGAGGAGAUGGAAGCCCCCUACUUCAACCCAAGAGAGGGGACACUUAAAGGCCAAGAGGUAGAGAAAGAAGAGACUGAGCUAGCUCCUUCCUUCAGCCUGGGACUGUGAAGUGAUCCGGAUACUGGAGCUGGAGGCCAGAGCUGGUGAUGGAUACCGGCUGUCCCCCGCACAAUCUAAUGCCUUGCACGUGGUGGGCCCUCAGCAAAUAUCUGGGACAAACAGCUUCCAAGGGCAGGGAGUUAGCCAGCCAGACACAGAGGAAUGAGGGCUUCACUGCAUGGGGCAUGGGGUUAGAAGGUAUCACUGGGUGUCGGGGCUUCUGAGGCCAUACCCUGUGAGAUUCACAUACCUGAUAAAACUGGUACUGGAGACACUGGAGCAGAUCCGACUACGGGAGAAAAGAAGGUGGUCAGUGCCAGCCCACUAAUGCCUUUCCUGGUUGUCUAAAGCCCACUUAGGCCUGGAGGGGAAUUUUCUCCCCAAGACCCCAGCCCCCUGGAAAGCUCUGACACGACAAAAGUGACUUUCCUUAAGAGCUGGGCAGGAAAGGGGCCAAAAUCUUCUUUCCACACUCGGCCUGAUGCAGGAUGGAGAAGGAUGUGUCCCUGUUCUCAGCUGCCAUUGCCUCUCCAAGGAACAGGGGACUCAAGCAGCUGAUGCAGGGACACAGAGUCAGAGGCAGAAUCAAAAUCGGAACUCCUCGCUGUGGAGGUCUGGCCUCUUGCUUAGUCCCGAAACCCAGGCUGCUCUUUGAGAACAUGUGUUCUCUCCAUCCUCCUUGGGGGCCUAGAUUAGGGGGAGGUGCACUGAGCCCCUACAAAGCACAAGUAAGCCAAUGUGAGCCCACACUGUGAGUCCUGAAACGUGAGGGGAGGUAGAGUGCAGAGAGCUCAGAAAGCCUCUUCCCGCCUUGGGCUAAUAAGUAAAAUGUUAUAAUGUAACAAGUAAGUGAUCUUAAUGGAAACCCUGAAGAAAAAUUAAAAUCCUAGCACUUAGAAAAACUUAA
Aethalodelphis obliquidens (Pacific white-sided dolphin) is the source of this 2884-nucleotide messenger RNA. It is a transcript of the gene TSFM, whose product is annotated as Ts translation elongation factor, mitochondrial. Gene Ontology annotation, molecular function: translation elongation factor activity; protein binding. The record is from RefSeq and is a predicted model, not a curated record. Lineage: Eukaryota; Metazoa; Chordata; Mammalia; Artiodactyla; Delphinidae. The coding region runs from base 69 to 866 and encodes 265 amino acids. The transcript is spliced from 7 exons. Gene Ontology annotation, biological process: mitochondrial translational elongation.